GGUAGGUACCAAUAKUAUGUACCAACUGCCAACCAAUCAGAAAUCCUUGAGUUCUAGUCGUACCUACUGUCAUCCUAUGCGUUGCAUAUCGUCGGGUCGUCAUCGUAGUCGUCGUUGUCCGUUGCGAAAAGCGCACGUCUGUCUAUAUAUUUUGCGUUUAUCCACAUAUUCAUAUUAAUCAAUCAAUUUUACGUUUAUCCGCGUGUUAGGAUAAUUCAGAAAACAAAAUGAACGCGUCUCGCUUUUAUACACCAACUGAAUAAUAAUUAUUUAUUAAUCGACGACAUCGAGAUGUAGUGGCGAGGUGAAACUCGAUGAACUCUUCAGAGGCAAGUCUAAUUAUUCUAGCCGACCGAACCCGGUUAAAGGCAUUUACCGUCAUACUCCUAAUUGCCUUUCGUGUAAACACUUAAGUUAAAUACUAAWUCGUUACACUCACCCAUCACUUAUCAACUCAUAAAAGAAGUUCACCUGUCACUACCUUUCGGUUACCUACUGGAGCGUCGCGCCACAGUGACGAUAUGCGGUGGUUACCGUGGUCGUUGCAAUCGGUGGUCACGCUAGCGGCCGCGUUGGCGUGCGCUACGGACGCCGCGAGGAUAUUGGCCGUGGAGACGAUGGCCGGCGUGAGCCACUGGAACUUCAUGAGCGGCGUGCUGCGGGCGCUUGUUGACAGCGGACACACGAUCACCGCAUUCACGCCGUUUCCGACCGCUGACGGCGACCGCCCGCGUGACAACUACACCGAGGUGGACCUGUCMCGGGAAUUGCUGGUCGCCCGCGACAAUCAGUUGGCGGACAUCGUGCAAAAGUGGCGCACGCCCGUUGGCCAAGCGUUACAGUGGGCACGGCGAAGUCGGUACGUGUGCGACAUGGUCUACGGCCACCCGGCGAUGAGGGACUUGCUGCGGUUGCAUCGCCGGGACGGCCGCCCGCCGUUCGACGUCGUCAUCGUCGAGCCGUUCUUGUCGGAUUGCGUGUCGUACGUGGCCGGCCAGUUGGGCGUGCCGCUCAUAUUCGCAUCGGCGUUACCGGCCAUCGGGUUAAUGGAACGCUUGCAUACUGGCCACGUGCCCAACCCCGCGACCGCGUCGCACCUGGUCGCCGGCCACGGGGUUCCCAAGACGUUUGCACAGAGGCUGACGAAUUCAGCGCUGUUCGCGUACAAUGACGUCGCUAUAGAGUACGCGGAGAGAGUKCUCAAGUGCACCGAUCCCAAAGAGUACGAUACGGCGCCAACCGUCACUACGUCUCUGAUGUUCAUCAACGGCCAUUACGUCAGCGAACCCCCCAACCCCGUCCUGCCGUCCAUCAUCCACGUCGGCGGCAUACACCUGAGACCACCUAAAGAGUUGCCGGAGGAUAUAUUAGAGUUUAUAGAACAAUCUUCACAUGGUGUCAUUUAUUUCACUUUUGGUUCAACUGUUAAAAUGUCUUCAAUACCAGAACACAUUAGAAAUGCGUUUAUUGAUGUCUUGGCUCAAAUUCCUCAGAGAGUUUUAUGGAAAUAUGAAGAUGAAUUAGAAAAYAAACCCAAAAACGUAAUGAUGAAAAAGUGGCUUCCCCAAAGAGACAUUCUUAUGCACCCUAAAGUUAAACUAUUCAUCAGUCAUGGUGGUAUAUCUGGAUUAUAUGAAGCCGUAGAUGCCGGUGUUCCAGUACUUGGAUUUCCUUUAUUUGGUGAUCAA
Messenger RNA from Diuraphis noxia (Russian wheat aphid), 1688 nucleotides. Its product is annotated as UDP-glucosyltransferase 2-like. Lineage: Eukaryota; Metazoa; Arthropoda; Insecta; Hemiptera; Aphididae. The record is from RefSeq and is a predicted model, not a curated record. Gene Ontology annotation, molecular function: UDP-glycosyltransferase activity.